Cryptomeria japonica (Japanese cedar) is the source of this 1411-nucleotide messenger RNA. RefSeq names its product root phototropism protein 3. The record is from RefSeq and is a predicted model, not a curated record. The transcript is spliced from 3 exons. NCBI's taxonomy places the organism in Eukaryota, Viridiplantae, Streptophyta, Pinopsida, Cupressales, Cupressaceae. The coding region runs from base 249 to 1094 and encodes 281 amino acids.
UAUGCCUCGCACCACAUUAUAUUCUACAUCUGUGGAGCUCUACAUACAAUCUUCAGCCUCACCGAGGAAAGGAAAUGAGUGGUGCAUUGGAAGACGAAAAGAAAGAACCAGAAAAAAAUGAGCCUCAUCAAAGGAAGCACCAAUCUUAACACUUUAACAGGCACCAAAGAUCAAUCUUGUCCUAGCUGCGAGGUUUCCAAACAAAGUAUAACUCUUAUAGGUGUGUCCCAACAAAGUUACAAAGCGAUAUGAUAGUAGAGGUUGAUGAUGUGCUCUUUCAUCUUCAUAAGAAGUUCCCGUUACUUUCGAAGAGUGGUCGACUGAACAAGCUCGUGUUCGAAGCCCGAGACACGGAGAACGAAUACAUAAAGCUUGAGGGAUUCCCAGGAGGAGCAAAAUCAUUUGAGUUAGCAGCAAAGUUCUGUUACGGAUCGAUUCCACUUCACAUGAGUGCAUCCAAUGUGGCGGCGCUUCGGUGUGCGGCGGAGUAUCUGGAAAUGAGAGAAGAUUUGGGACAGGGGAACCUCAUCUCCCGAACAGAAGAGUUUCUCAGUUAUGUAGUAUUGGUCUCAUGGCUCGACUCCAUCACUCUCCUUAGGACCUGCGCCCACCUUUCUCCCUGGGCCGAAGAUCUGCACAUUGUGCAGCGAUGCGUGGAAUCCAUUGCAUGGAAAGCAAGCACAGAUCCCAUUCUCAUUACGUGGUCAUUCACUAGUACUACUAGUACCCACCACCAAUACACGCCCCCUACUCCUCUGAAAUGUAAACUAGAUCUGCAAAGGCAAGUACCCAAUUGUAUGAGCAUCCAAAGUACAGAGGAAAUAUAUGUGAAUGAGAGCACCGAUUCGACAGAAAAUGGGCAAGCGGAAAUCGAGAAGCUGAGGGGGGAACUGAGCGAUCUUCAGAGAUUUUGCAAGAGUGUGGAGCAGCAGUUGGGGAAUAUUUGGAGGCCCUCUGUGCGGAGGUUUCCUUGGAACAAACACAAAACAUCAUUCAGUGCACGCAGUAAUAAUAUGACCCCUUUGCCAAGUCCUCAUCCAAAAGAAGGUCCAACAUGGAAUCCUGUGAAAUGGCGAAGGAAUUCAUUCCUGUAGAAAUGCCUGACUUUUGUUGAUGAUUGAUGCUGCAGUUCGAUCAUGCAGCUCCAGCAUGGAUGCCAAAAAUAGAUUCAGAGCUUUCAGUUUUAAUUCAGAUCUGUAGUUUGCUUUUCUAGUUUAUUCUUAGUGUAAUGCAUAAACUUGUGUUUUGUUUUAAUCAUCAGUCAGCGAGCUGUUCUUUCUGGCUGCAAACUUUAUUUAUUUUCAGCCUUUGUAGUUUUGAACACGCCUCUAAGAAGACUGUUUUGUAACAGUAAUUUAAUCUGAGAAAUAAUAUGAGAAUUCAAUUCUGAGGUGUUCGCUGGAUUGAUCAA